This is a messenger RNA of Talaromyces atroroseus, 1155 nucleotides long. RefSeq lists its product as hypothetical. The coding region runs from base 1 to 1155 and encodes 384 amino acids. The transcript is spliced from 5 exons. The record is from RefSeq and is a predicted model, not a curated record. Gene Ontology annotation, molecular function: O-methyltransferase activity. Lineage: Eukaryota; Fungi; Ascomycota; Eurotiomycetes; Eurotiales; Trichocomaceae.
AUGGAAUUGGCUAUAGCACAAAUCAGGUCUCUGGCGCAGAGCGCUGAUAGAGCCGGACGCCAGGAAAUUUUGAGCGCUCUGGGCAAGCUGCAGUCAGAACUAGAGGACCCUAUGGAGACGUUGAUGCGUCUUUCCAAUUUUGUUCGUGUGAUGUCCCAAAACCCUUUUCAUGUGCAACUCUUCCAAGCGCUCGCUGAUACGUCCGAGUUUCUAGACGUUAAUCAGAUCGCAAAAACGACCGGCAUGUCGUCUGAGCUUCUUGCAAGAAUCCUUCGCUAUUUGGCCUCCAUGAACAUUAUCGAAGAAAACCCCAGUGGCCAAUACGCGGCCAACAAGAUUACUCGGUUUUUCGCUAUUCCUCGGGUGCAAGGACAGGUCCUCCAUGGAUUUGAGACAAAUAUUCCGGUAGCUCGUGAGCUUUUUAGUUUCCUGGCAUCAACAAACUACCAAGAUAUCACAAAGAAUACACACACCCCAUUCCAAAAAGCCUACAACACCGAUUUGCAUCCUUUCGAAUGGUUUGCUCAAAACCCAAAACGGUUCGAGCACUUCCACCAAGGAAUGGCUGCAAUGGCCUCGGCGGCCUGGAUUGACGCAGCUGAAGUAUUUCAGAGGGCAGCGAACCAAGUCCCACCGACGACUCCAAGCACAAAAGAAGCUCCCUUCUUUGUGGAUGUCGGGGGCGGCUAUGGCCACCAGAGUGUUCUGCUUGGGAAAAGAUACCCCAAUCUUUUGCAUCGUAUAGUUUUCCAAGACCUCCCACAGACGCUCAAACAGGUUUCCGUGACUGAAGGGAUUGAAGCACAGGCGCAUGAUUUCUUCACACCGCAACCAAUCAAAGGUGCUAAGUUCUAUUAUCUUCGUCGAGUCCUUCACGACUGGCCCGACAAUGACGCACUGAAGAUUCUUCAAAAUUUAGCUUCUGCCUUGUUGCCGGACUCCCGCAUUCUAAUCGACGAGAUUGUGAUGCCAGAUCAGUCGGCUCACUGGCAUUCUACGAUGAUUGAUCUAUCGAUGAUGAUGGCAUUUGCCGGCAAAGAGCGCCGUGCACAACAAUGGAGUGACUUGGCGGAGCGUUCAGGCUUGUGUGUUGAGCAAAUACAAACCUAUGAUCAGGCAUCUUAUGCUUCUGUCAUUAUCAUUAGGUCCAAAUAA